Molecule: messenger RNA, 1218 nt
Organism: Aureobasidium namibiae CBS 147.97
Lineage: Eukaryota; Fungi; Ascomycota; Dothideomycetes; Dothideales; Saccotheciaceae
Product: ferrochelatase-domain-containing protein
Exons: 3
Coding region: 1-1218 (405 amino acids)
Biological process (GO): heme biosynthetic process
Molecular function (GO): protoporphyrin ferrochelatase activity
Source: RefSeq, a predicted model, not a curated record
AUGGCUACAAGUCUAGUCCGAGGGCUAAAUGCCAUACCGUGGAGAGCUCGGAUCAGUCGUCUUCAGCAGCUACAGCGACAGUCCAGCACAAAGACAGAUACUGAAUUUGGAAGAGAUGGGCCGACCGCUGUAGUCUUCAUGAACAUGGGCGGCCCUGGUCAUCAGGGAGAAGUUCGAGACUUUUUGCAUAGCCUCUUUUCAGACGGAGACAUCAUUCCCUUCGGACGGUUUCAAAAGAUAUUUGCGGAUAUCAUCACCAGACUCAGAACAUCGAAGAUCCGGAAGCAAUAUGCAGAGAUCGGUGGUGGUUCUCCUAUACGCAGAUGGUCUGAGUUGCAAGCACGAGAGACUUGCAGAAUUCUGGACAAUACGUCGCCUUCUUCAGCACCGCAUCUGCCAUAUGUUGCAUUUCGGUAUGCUCAUCCUUUGACCGAAGACGUGUACUUCAAGCUCCUCGAAGAUGGAUUUGGCAAACGGGGUAGAGUGAUUGCUUUCUCACAGUAUCCGCAAUACUCAUGUGGAACGACUGGUAGUUCAAUCAAUGAAUUGUUCAGAUGUCGAGAAAAGUUCGAGAGCCCUGGAUCUCGCAUCGAUUGGAGUAUUAUCGAUCGUUGGCCUGCUCAUCCGAAGUUUGUGAAAGCUGUUGCGCGCAAUAUCAAAGCCGGUCUUGCAACGUAUCCCACCGAGAAGAGGAAGGAUGUUACAAUCAUCUUCUCGGCACACAGUCAGCCCAUGCGUGCGGUGAACCAAGGCGAUGCGUAUUCGUCAGAGGUUUCUGCCACAGUGUAUGCAGUGAUGCAGCAUCUCUGCUUUUCCAACCGAUACCGCUUGUGCUGGCAAUCGAAAGUAGGACCUCAGCCCUGGUUAGGUCCGCAGACCAGCGAAGUCGUAGAAAAAUUCAUCGAGAAGAGAGAGACACACUUACUUCUGGUUCCCAUUGCUUUUACAUCUGAUCAUAUCGAAACGCUUUACGAACUCGACGAGGAACUGAUCGGUGAGUCAGGACAUGAGGAAACCAUCAAGAGAGCUGAGAGCUUGAACGACAGUCCCUUGUUCAUCGAAGCGCUUGCAGACAUGGUCAAGGAGCAUAUAGAUGGUGGGGAGAGGUCUUCCCGUCAGUUUGGGAACAGGUGUUUCGACUGUCGGAAGGAUGUUUGUAGGGAUGCUCGAGAGAUGUUCACUGGUGGUGCUGUAGCCUGCCUGAGUGCUGACAAGUAG